Messenger RNA from Thalassophryne amazonica, 3104 nucleotides. Its product is annotated as xylosyltransferase 1-like. Gene Ontology annotation, cellular component: membrane. The coding region runs from base 274 to 3084 and encodes 936 amino acids. Gene Ontology annotation, biological process: heparan sulfate proteoglycan biosynthetic process; chondroitin sulfate proteoglycan biosynthetic process. The record is from RefSeq and is a predicted model, not a curated record. NCBI's taxonomy places the organism in Eukaryota, Metazoa, Chordata, Actinopteri, Batrachoidiformes, Batrachoididae. Gene Ontology annotation, molecular function: protein xylosyltransferase activity. The transcript has 11 exons.
GGUGGCAGUGCCCCCCUUAAUCUAAUUACUGUUUUUUUUUUUUCUGGAACUGUUGAGUCCUUGUACCACACGAGGGCCUGUGAGUCUGUUCCUGCCUCCAAACUGCUCUCCUCAUUUCGAGCUGUUGCCAAAUUCCCACCUCCUCCUCCUCCUCCUCCUCUCUGCCUGCCAACAGCUCCUCUCGGGCGGCGUAGCGGAGCAUUCGCACCCCGCUGUCGGCGUUUAGCGGACGGAGCUCGGUGCUUGAGGCGGGGGGGGAGGAGGAGGUGAGCGAUGCCCGUGAACCCGUGCUCCCGCAGGCCGGCGGCCCGGCGCUCCGCGUCCGCGCUGCUGCUCGUCGCUUUGGCCCUCCUGCUGCUCCAGACGCUCAUCGUGUGGAACUUCAGCAGCCUGGACUCCGCCGGAGGAGACGCAGGCGCACGGAGCCGGGAGAAGAGAGGAGCCCGAACCGGCGGGCUGGACAAAGCCGCCGCCGAGCCCCCGAGGCGGGCGGCGCAGAAGAAGAGCGUCCCGCCGGCGGCGCGCGGGAAGGCGGCCUCUCGCCACCAGCUGCAGGCGGACAUCUACCAUUCCUUCCACCAUAAAGAGAAACCUCGCUUGGACAGCAACAACAAUGAGAACUCUGUUCCUAAAGACUUUGACACUAUUGACAGCAACAGUAACCUGGGAGUACGUUCCCAACGCCAGCGAACAUCAGCCACAAACACCAGAGACAAGCUGGACAAAGCUCAAGCACAGAGCAUGCUGGGAAAAUCUGCUAACAUCAUCCUCAAGCGCCCUCCGCUUCAGUCGAGAGGGUCCGUUUACAAUCGCCCCUACAAUUACAGCAGUAAGUCCCACCCUCUGGUUCAAGCUGUUCAAACACCUGUCCAGGGGUCCAAUCAGGAGUCAUCGUUCUAUCAACCAAAGACGUCCGUCUCUCCACUGCCACCAAACAUGGAACCAAGGAAGGAACAGCCACAAUGUGAGAUCAGUGGCAAGGAAGCCAUUUCUGCUCUAUCUAGAGCCAAGAGCCGAGAGUGCCGGCAGCAUAUAGUGGAGGUCUACUGCAAACACAAGGAGAAGACACUCAUGCCGGAGAAAGUGCCUCGUUACUGUCCUAUAGAAGGUAAAGUUAACGUGAAUGUGCAGUUGGAUGAAGAGCCUUUGAACGCUCUUCCACCUGUUCCCGUGCGGAUCGCCUUCGUCCUCGUGGUCCACGGUCGGGCCUCACGUCAGUUUCAGCGUCUCUUUAAAGCCAUCUACCACACGUCCCACUACUACUACGUCCACGUAGACCAGCGGUCCAACUACCUGCACAGAGAAGUCCUGCUGCUGACCCGACAGUAUCCCAACGUCAGACUGACGCCGUGGCGGAUGGCCACCAUUUGGGGUGGGGCCAGCCUGUUGACCAUGUACCUGCGAAGCAUGGAAGACAUCCUCAAAAUGUCUGAUUGGUCCUGGGACUUUUUCAUUAACCUCAGUGCUGCUGACUACCCAAUCAGGACCAAUGACCAGCUGGUGGUGUUCCUGUCCAGGUACCGCAACAUGAACUUCAUCAAGUCUCAUGGCAGAGACAACGCACGUUUUAUCCGUAAACAGGGUCUGGACCGUCUUUUCUUCGAGUGCGACACCCACAUGUGGCGUCUUGGUGAUCGUAAGAUCCCAGAAGGCAUUGCGGUGGACGGAGGCUCCGAUUGGUUUCUGCUUAAUCGUCCCUUUGUGGAUUACGUGGUCAAUUCUCAAGAUGAGCUGGUCAGCAACAUGAAGCGUUUCUACGCCUACACACUGCUGCCCGCCGAGUCGUUUUUCCACACGGUGCUGGAGAACAGCGCCCACUGUGAGAGCAUGGUGGACAACAACCUGAGGCUCACCAACUGGAACCGCAAACUGGGCUGUAAGUGCCAAUACAAACACAUUGUGGACUGGUGCGGCUGUUCACCCAACGACUUCAAGCCCCCGGACCUGCUCCGCUUCCAGCAAACUUCCAGACCCACGUUCUUUGCCAGGAAGUUUGAAGCCAGUGUCAGUCAGGAGAUCAUCAACCAGCUGGACUCCUACCUGUUUGGUGCUUAUGCCUCCGGCAUGCCAAACCUCCAGGCCUACUGGGAGAACAUCUAUGAGCAAGAGACAGACGGCCCAGCCAGCCUAUCAGAUGCUGCUCUGAGCCACUUCCAUGCCUUCACUCGUAUGGGGCUUUCAUGUGUUGCCAGCUCACUGCAAGGCCAUCCCAACGACAACAGCUGCAGGUACGUGGCCAUGAGUCACCCGGUGUCAGUCCACCUCUACUUCCUGUCAGACCAGUUCCAGGGCUACCUGGUCCGUCACGUGGCCACUAACCGAGCCUCCACCCAGCUGGAGACACUGGAGACUUGGGUGACACCCAAAGACCACUUCACGUUGGCCAACCAGCCCAACCCCACUAACAGGCUGCAGCAUGUCCAGGUGGGGACAGACUGGGAUCCAAAGGAACGGCUCUUCAGGAACUGGGGGGGUCUGCUGGGACCCGAGGAUGAGCCGGUAGCCGUGCAGCGAUGGAGCCGAGGACAGAGCAACCUGACAGCCACCGUGGUCUGGAUCGACCCCACCAAUGUCAUCGCCGCCACCUAUGACAUCCUGGUGGAUGCAUCUGCUGAGGUCACUCACUACCGGCCGCCGCUCAGCCUGCCACUGAGGCCGGGAGUGUGGAUGCUGAGGGUGCUGCACCACUGGAACCCGCUGGGCCAGACCAGCUUUAUCGUGGCUCCGCUGGAGUUCCACCGGCAGCAGCCCAUACAGCAAGAGGAGGCCCUGCGGCUCCACAGCGGCCCGGCCAGGAAUUCCUACAUGGAGCAGAGCUUCCACGGUCUGAACCCGGUGCUCCGGCUGCCGGUGAGCCUGGGUGCUGUGGAGGAAGCCGAGGCCAGUGCCAGUCUGACGGGGGCGCCGCUACGCCGCUGGCUGGACCGACUACUGGAGGGUCACUGGUCCGCUGCCGACGUGUGUUCGGUGGCUCCCAGCGCCUGUCCCAUCAUGCAGCGCUGCUACCUCACUGCCUGGAGCUCCUUCAGCCCCGACCCAAAGUCUGAACUGAUGCCACCGCGAGAGGACGGACGGAUCAGGUAGCAGAAAGAGGCCCAGAAGGA